CAGGGAGGAGUGGGGUGGACAGACUGGUCCAGACGGACCACCACCACCCCACACCCACGGAGACAGGGGUUGCUACGACGCCGGGGAUAACCACCAUAACAACGGAAGGGGGCGUUGCAGUGGUAAACACCCAACAGGAAGGGGAGGGGUUUGAACGUCUGAAGGGGUGUGUCAGACAACUGGAGCAGGAGAAGGCGGAGCUACAGGAGACGCUGACCGAUAGAGAACAGGAGCUGAGACGACUGAUGGCCGAAUCUUCUGUUUUCAGACGGGAGCUGAGACGACUGAUGGCCGAAUCUUCUGUUUUCAGACAGGAGUUGAGACGACUGAUGGCUGAAAGAGAGCAGGAAGAGAAAGAGACGGAGAGGAGGAAGAAUGAACGAAGGAGUGAACAUGAGAAGGAAACACGACUCCACCUACUGGAGGUAGAGCAGCUGACCGUGAAGAUACAGUCUCUGGAGGAGGAGAAGAAGAGAUGGACUGAAGAAGAACAGAACCAGGAGAACCGGAAGGAGAACCCAGAAGGGAGGGAGGAGAAAAAGAGAUGGACUGAAGAAGAACAGAACCAGGAGAACCGGAAGGAGAACCCAGAAGGGAGGGAGGAGAAGGAAAGAGAGGAGAGGGAAGAACAGAACCAGGAGAAGGAAAGGGCAGCUAGGGUGAUCCAGAGAGAGUGGCUGGAGCACAGAGACAGGGACACAGUGUUGGUCCAGUCAGCAAUAAGAGGACAUCUCCUCAGACAGAGCCAGAUAGCUCACCUCCGAGACACAUACACCAGCACUCUCAGCAAGAAUGGCCAAUCACAGCACGGCACUGAUGUUACCUCCCCUGUGGAGGAUGGGGAGCUGGUUGCCGUGACGCUGAUCCAGUCUGUGUUCCGAGGUCACCUGACACGCAGCGCACUAAUGACGGAGAGCUCUGAGUCUCCAGCCUCUCCUCCCUGUGGACCCACACCAGCUCCUAGAAGAGUCCCCUCUGCCCCUUCAACACACACUCCCAGCAACACAGGCGGUGAUGUAGAUGAAGAUGUAACGGAGCUGAGUGAGAAAGAUCCCUGGCCUGUCUCUAACACACUGUCCAACAGGAGGAGACUCACACCAGCCCAACUACAGCUCCACCCACCUCCAGAUUCCAAGGUUGCUAAGGUGAUGGACUCUGAAGAUUCCGACGAUGACAUCAUCGUGUCUCCGUCUCGUCUCGUGGGAAGGAGAGAAGAAAUCUACUUCUAGACCAGAGCAUUGCACUAUGGGAUAUGAAGUGUGUGUGUGUGUGUGUGUGGUUGGGUAUGCAGGCUUUUACUCCAGCCCUACACCAGAUUCAAUCAAGGUCCAGAGGACAUGCUGAUAAGUUGAACCAAGUGUGUUUUGGUAGUGCAGGGCUGGAACGAAGUCCUGCACAUGCAGUAGCUCUCCGGGAGGGGAGUGGUUUUUGGUGUCAGGGCUGUAAUGAUAAUGAUGAUAAUGAUAAUAAUGAUAAUCCUGGACAUAUCCAGGAGGGUCGCUUGGCCAGCUCUCUGCCCAAUAAAUCUCCGUUCUGAUACAGAUCGUUUCUUAUGUUGCCAAAGUGCCUGAGUGCUGUAUUUAGAUUAUUGAUGGUCAUAAACAAAGUUACAAAUCAUGGAGUUUAUUGGAGAAUGAGCGACUUUUAAAACAUGUCUAUCAAUAUAAACACUGCUGAUUCAAAACUGUGAAAUUAUUAUCAUAUUCUACUGCAAUAUGACGCUCAGAGGAGAGUGUGUGCGCGCGCGUGAUCGUGCCUUUGAGUUGUGUUUAUUAUAAUAGCUGUAAUCCAUGAAAAAUAAUGUUUUAUCUGAUUAAAUGAGUAUCUUUCCUUGUAUGGUAAAACA
Molecule: messenger RNA, 1846 nt
Organism: Oncorhynchus keta (chum salmon)
Lineage: Eukaryota; Metazoa; Chordata; Actinopteri; Salmoniformes; Salmonidae
Product: trichohyalin-like
Exons: 8
Coding region: 246-1229 (327 amino acids)
Molecular function (GO): protein binding
Source: RefSeq, a predicted model, not a curated record